Molecule: messenger RNA, 1346 nt
Organism: Zea mays
Lineage: Eukaryota; Viridiplantae; Streptophyta; Magnoliopsida; Poales; Poaceae
Product: Galactosyltransferase family protein
Exons: 1
Coding region: 309-1304 (331 amino acids)
Cellular component (GO): membrane
Molecular function (GO): hexosyltransferase activity
Source: RefSeq, marked predicted
UUCUCGCACUAGCAUUAUACAAAAAUAGAAGCGCGGUUUACUCCCCGGCGGACUCGUGUAGUUCUCAGUGUUUAGAACACUGAACACACUUGGAUGUACGUAGAUCUACCAGGCUGCAAGGCAAAGCACAGAGUGCUCCUCCUAUUUAAGUGAGCUUAAUUAACUGAGCUCAUCAAGUCAGCAGCAGGCAGCAGCCAGCAGCAGCUAAUCAGCCUUGAGAAGCAGAAAGCUUAGCUCGAGUGCUAGGCUGCUAGCUAACUAACUACGACACGACGAGCGGCGGCCGGCCUGCGGGGGAAGCAGGAUCGAUGAAGCCUCCGUCUUCUCCUGGAUGCACCUCGCUCUUCCUCCUCCCUUGCAUCCUCCUGGCUGCAGUCAUGUACCUGGUCCUCUUCCCCGACAACUUCAGGCUCCCGGCCGGGAUGUUCGGGUCCUCUACGUCGUCGUCAUGCAACUACAACAACGGCGCGUCGGCGGUCGGCCGUCUCGCCGCCGGAGGCUCUCCUCCUACGGAUGAGGCGGUGGACCUGCGGCUGCUGAUGGGCAUCGUGACCACCCCAAGCACGUACGAGCGGCGCGCGCUCCUGCGGCUGGCCUACUCCCUGCAGCCGCGGCCCGUGCGCGCGGUGGUGGACGUGCGCUUCGUCAUGUGCCGCAUCGAGCGGGAGGAGGACCGCAUCCUGGUGGCGCUGGAGAUCAUCGCGCACGGCGACGUGGUGGUGCUCAACUGCACGGAGAACAUGAACGACGGCAAGACGUACGCCUACUUCUCGGCCGUGCCGGGGCUGUUCGCCGGCGACGGGGAGCGGUACGACUACGUGGGCAAGACCGACGACGACACCUACUACCGGGUGGCGGCGCUGGCGGAGUCGCUGCGCGGGAAGGCGCGGCGGGACGCGUACCAGGGCUACCUGACGCCCUGCCACUGGCUGCCCGAGAAGCAGUACAUGUCCGGGAUGGGGUACGUUGUGUCGUGGGACGUGGCGGAGUGGAUCGCCGCCACGCCGGAGCUCCGGGACGACCACAACGACUGGGAGGACGUCAACUUCGGAGGGUGGCUGCGCAAGGGCGGGAGGUACAAGAACGUGUACAACGAGGAGCCGAGGAUGUACGACUACUGGGACAGGGAGAUGGCCACCGACGUCAACUGCUUCCGGCAUGAGCACAUCGCCGACACCGUGGCCGUGCACAAGCUCAAGGACCGCCUCAAGUGGGCGCGCACACUCCACUUCUUCAACGCCACGCAGGGGCUCAAGCCGUCUAAGCUCUAUCACGUCGACUUGCAAAACGUCUACCACGUCUAGUCGGUAGUAUAUCUCUACAACUAUUAAGAGUCAUCUGUAGAC